UCAGAUGGACCUUCAGCAGCAGCAGCAGCAGCAGCGUCUCACCUUCAUCAGCUGGACGCCUGCAGGACUUCAAGAGCUGCAGCUGCACAGAGUCUCUGAGGAAGUUUUAAUCUGACGAGCCAGAAGAUCAGCUCUGGACAGCUUGUUGUUUUGUCUCUAAAGGUGUCAUCACCUGGACUUUCUGACAUCUCUUUCCCAUUGCUGGAAAGUUUGAGAGCGGACAUAAUUUGUGUUUAUCUUUCCGUGUAGGACAGACACGGCUGUGGGAAAGUGAAAACCAUGUUCUUGUCCAGGAGAGUCCUGCAGCAGUGGUGCCUCGCUGUGUUCCUGCUCUGCUCCCCGGUGCCACACCACGGACGGCCGCUCGAUGCCCUGAGCAGCAGAAUGAAACGAUCGGUGACUCACACUCAGCUGAUGCAUGACAAAAGCCGGACGCUGCAGGAUUUCAGGCGUCGCAUGUGGCUGCAGGAGCUCCUGGAUGUCGUCCACACGGCCGAGAUCCGUGACCCCCCGGUUCGGACCACCGGGACAGGCGGCAGCAGCAGCGGCGCCGGCAUCGGGCUGCCGGGGGUCGGGCUGAGCAUCCACCUCAGCACCACCGGCAGCACCCUGCACUCCAAACCCCCCGGAGGAACCAAAAACCUGCCCAUCAGCUUCCAGGUGGACGAGGAGGAGGGCACCAACCUGCCGCAGGAGACCAACAAGUCACAGACGUACAAAGAUGGCGUCCUGAAGGUGCCCGGCAAGAGGAAGAAAAAAGGGAGGUCUGGGAAGAAGAGGGAAGGGGAGAAGAGGAAGAGGAGGGCACGCUCGUUGGCAUGGAGACUGGAAGAUGAAGCUGGGAGCGGACUCCACCUGGAGUGGAGGUCCCUGCUUGGCCUGCAGAGGCCGAAGCAUUGAAACGCCGUCAGUCUCUGACGAAGAAACCUUCGGACAGUUGUGGUGGACUCCUAAAUACUCACGAUGCAGCCAUUUGUAAUUGUGAUUGUUUGGAAAGAAAUUGGAAAAUAUUUAUUGUGUGUAAAUAUUCUAAAUAUAACAGAAUAGAUUGCAGAAUAUGGUAAAAAAGAAAAAAAAAAAAAGAGAAAAACUUGUUUGUGAAUUCUUGCUUUUUCCUUUUUUAAACUCCAAUUAUGUCUGAUUUUUUUUCUUGCUGUAAUUUAUUUUGUCUGGAUGGUGUAUUUAUUUUGUAAAUGUAUCGAGGUGCUGCUGACCUUCUAUAUUUUUGUACCAUAAUGCACUUUAGAUAUAUAAAUAUAAAUAUAUAUACCAUUGAUUUUGUUCAUGGACUUGUUUUUGUGGUGGACUGAAAUGAAGAAAAGACGGCUCUUCAUCUUGUUCUCGGGAUGUUUUUCUGCCUUCGUUGAAGCCAUUGUUGUCUUGGAUCCUCCUGAUGCCUCUAGUGUCCGUUUGCUCCACGACCUGCUCAGCUUCUCAAUGCCAAAGUUCAGAUAUGUACAUAAACCAAACACAGCUCCACACCAUUGUUUUUGGCACUUGCACUGAAACACUCUGUACUGAAU
This is a messenger RNA of Melanotaenia boesemani (Boeseman's rainbowfish), 1523 nucleotides long. RefSeq names its product parathyroid hormone-like hormone a (gene pthlha). Gene Ontology annotation, biological process: bone mineralization; osteoblast development; adenylate cyclase-activating G protein-coupled receptor signaling pathway. The record is from RefSeq and is a predicted model, not a curated record. Gene Ontology annotation, cellular component: extracellular region. The transcript is spliced from 4 exons. Bases 280 to 900 code for a protein of 206 amino acids. Lineage: Eukaryota; Metazoa; Chordata; Actinopteri; Atheriniformes; Melanotaeniidae. Gene Ontology annotation, molecular function: peptide hormone receptor binding; hormone activity.